This is a messenger RNA of Magallana angulata, 1929 nucleotides long. RefSeq lists its product as uncharacterized. The transcript has 12 exons. The record is from RefSeq and is a predicted model, not a curated record. Bases 1 to 1767 code for a protein of 588 amino acids. Lineage: Eukaryota; Metazoa; Mollusca; Bivalvia; Ostreida; Ostreidae.
AUGUAUAUUACAGCGAGCGCAGCUUUUACUUAUGACACUCAUAUAUUUUAUUUUUCAUUUAUAGACCAGUGUGUAGUUUGUUUUAAGACAGUACGUCAUCUCCAGGAAGCAUUAGAGUGUGAUGGGUGUUCGAAAUGGCAACACAGAACAUGCAAUUCUGGCAUUUCAAGACAACUUUACCGGGACCUCAGAAGGCGGAAAGAAGACUUCCCUUUUCUGUGCCAGCCCUGCAGAAAUUUCAACAUCAGCAGAAAUGACAGUUUGCCUGAGCCAAUGGAAGCGUCGAACGAGAUUUUACAGUCAACUGUAGUAGAAGAUCGGCAAGAUGCUCCACCAACACUGGUGAUACCACCAAUGCCUGAGAUGGACUUAGGGCCUGAAGAAGAAGAUUCCAUAUACCGUCCUCCAGAGGUAUUAGAGUCCUUUGAUAUUUCCCACAGACGGGCCAUAGAUGAAGAGGAUUUGGAACCAGAAGAAGGGUCAUUGCAAGAAGAUAUGGACGACACCAUCCUAGACGAGAGGCCCAUUCAAUUUGAGGUGUUGGAGAAGGGAAACUCCUUUGUUAGAGGUCCUGCCCAGCAUUGCCAUCCGGGAGAUCUGAAACUUCCAGUGCUGAAGAAGAUUUCUUCUAAGGCGAAGGAGAUUGCCAGACAACAGGUGUUCAGACAGGCCCGGGACAUCGUAGAGAAAACCGUCGCUGAUCAGUUGGUUGAUGACCAGAGGUUCCUCGCCCCAAAGUCAUCAAACGUGAAGCGUUACGUCAAUCGACACAGAGCUGGCUUCAGACCGACAGAGCCAUCGAAUCUGGAUUUUGAGAUUGACAUGAAUUUCUUGGGCUGUCCUGACUUCUUGUUAGCUGACAUCAGUCAUGAUGGUGCCAGGCAUCUUGUCUUCGCCACGGAUCACCAGCUUGGGUUACUUGGAAACGCCAAGAGAUGGUACAUUGAUGGCACAUUCAAGAUUGUUCCCAGCUUCAUGAAACCCAACGGCCAGCUUCUCUCCAUCCAUGCCUUCGUUCACAAAGAUGGGAAGUCGAUGCAGUUCCCGUUGGUGUUUGCACUGAUGUCUAGGCGACGCAAAGAAGAUUAUGUUGAGGUCUUCAGGGCAAUUCAGGAUCGACUGGACAGUGUUGCUGUGGAGAUGAUGACAGCAGAUUUUGAAGCAGGUGUAUGGCAGGCCAUUCGGCAGGUUUUUCCAGAAGUCAUCAUCAAGGGCUGUGCCUUCCACUGGACGAAGGCUGUUUGGACGAAGGUGCAGAACCUUGGGCUUGCGACAACCUUCAGGGAGAGGGAGACAACCCACGUCUUCAUCAAACAGCUGAUGGCAUUGCCGUUCCUACCCUGGAAUCAUGUUGAGGACGUUUUCAACGCCAUGACCAACAGAUGUCCACCGCAUCUAGAGGAGCUGGUAGGAUACGUCAAGACUCAGUGGAUGCAGAAUCCAGUCUUCCCUAUCCGAUCCUGGAGCGUCUUUGACUUCAAAGUGAGAACCAACAACGAUGUUGAAGGUUGGCAUCGCAGGAUGAACGUGAAGGCCCAAGGACUCUCUCUUCCUUUAUAUCACCUGAUCCCCCUGCUGCUGAGGGAAGCAGAGUUGGUGAAGACAAGGAUCGCCGCAUGUGACCUGGAGAGGAACGUGAGGCAGAUAGUGACAACCACGCAGAAGAAGAUAGAAGAUGCGGCAGCCAGAUACAUGGAGGACAUCAUCACCGCGUCCCAUUUCCUGAAGGUCUGCGGAUCUAUUUACGCUGGUGUGUUUGACGUUUGAGGUGCGAUGUGAUGUACCGUGAUGUACUGUGAUGUACUGUGAUUCUGUGAAACAUUGUGUUUGUAUUGAGAUAACUUACUUAUUCAUGUUUGUAUAUGAUAUUGUUUAUGUAUGUGUUAUGUAUUCAUGUUUGCAGUUGAAAACAUUGAAAAUAAAAAAGAA